Molecule: messenger RNA, 2652 nt
Organism: Botrytis cinerea B05.10
Lineage: Eukaryota; Fungi; Ascomycota; Leotiomycetes; Helotiales; Sclerotiniaceae
Exons: 4
Coding region: 531-2084 (517 amino acids)
Source: RefSeq, a predicted model, not a curated record
GUUUUAUCUCAAAAUUUCUCAACCCAAAAUCAGUGUUCUAGUUAUAAAGUAUUUUCUAAGACACUUGCCGUCAUUGGAUGAUGGAAACAAGACGAUAGCUUUACUACCCUCUACUGAUAUUCAUAGCAGCUUCAGGAUCUCAAACUCUCAUCUGAAGAAAGCACAAGCCAGAUAAUAUCUCUUCAAUGUGAAAUUCAUACUCGUACCUUCACUUAACACAGACCUCACUCAUCAGUCCAUGUGAAGUCGAACCCUAGCAUCAGGCUCUAUUGGCCUCAGGAUACCUUUGAUUCAUUUGGCAAAAGUGGUUAGCUUGGUUCAGUUUCUCCCACAACAAUUUUGAACUUGGUUUCCUCUUCAAAAACAACCCAAAACCAGAAUAUCAACAACACCUGCUUUUCUUCCACUGUUUUUGGUGGUUGUUACUUACUCGAAUAGUGUUCGCCUCAGGCUACACUUUUUUCAACUCUUCUCAAUUAGAAUUCUGCCAUUGUCGGUUGGGUCACCGCUCGGGCCCUCUGAUUAUCAUCAUGGAUAGCUAUAUUGACAGAAGCUUAUCCCCUCCAACCCCAUUUCCUACUCUUGACACAACCACUACUCCUGUUCCUGCAACCAAUCUACCAAGAAGAACAAGAUCGAGAUCAGAUACUCUCCCUUCAACAACUGAGCGACCUCAAUUGGGGGAUUUGAUUCCAGCAUCGCGCCGCGAUUCAAUCAAUUCAAAUACAUCCGAUUCAAGCCUUGUGAACGCAGCGCUCGAACACCUUCGCGCAGAGGUUAUUCGACACGAUCGAGAGCUCGAAGAAGCUGGCAUCGGUCUUGGAAUAUUUGGGGAGGAAACUGCAGCACAAAGUGAAAGUGAGGAAUUUAAUUAUCGUGGUGUUCAGAGCGCGCGACCAUCCCCUCGUCUGCCAUCAGUUCGCCAGCCACUUCCAGUUGUUGAACACCUUCUUACUACUGAUCUAAGAGCCCGUCGCCGUGGAUCGGUUAUCCAUCACUCUCGAUCAUCUUCCGUCUCCUCACUCCCUUCUACCGAAGACCUUCGAGCCUCUCCAGAGCUCAACUACAGACCCAUUGUAGAAGAGCCUUUCCAUAAUCAAAUCCCACUCAGUUCUUCUACCAACAAUCUUCAUCAACUCCUCACCUCUGCGACAUACGUACCACCACCUCAGGUACCCAAGUCACGUAAGGAUCGUAAGAUGAAUUAUCAAGGUUUCGGUGAUCCAAAUCAAUCCGGCCAACCAUCCAACUCCAGACAAGCACCACCAUCGCCAGGUCAAGGCAUAGCUCAUACAAACGGAAUGAACGGUCAGAUGAACAUGGCCGGAAUGGCUAACAUGAUUGGCUUUCCAACUCCUGCUGGACAUCAAUCUGAUCUUAAUUAUAUUAUGGUUAUGGUUGAAGAAUUGAGCCGACUUUUGGCCGCUAAUCAAAAGAUUACGGAUAGCAUUCUUGAGAAGAUCGGAAAUGUUCGUCAACGAGCCAAAGAUAAGAAUUUGAGCAACGACGAACUUCUGGAUAUCGUUACUGAGGAAUUGAAUGCUGGCUCAGAAAACCUCGAAAUUGAGAACGCUCAAUUGCGUAGAGAAGUCGAAUCAUCCAAGGCUGAUGCUGACGAGAAUUGGAAGUUGGUUCUUCAUGCUGCUGGUAUCCUUGAAGAUAUCAAGGAGAAGGCCCACAAUUACAAGUUUCAACAUGAGAAGGACACUCUUGCCUGGCACAAGAGUUACCGUGAUCAACUUGCUCAAGAACGCAAAGAGAACCUUGAACUUCGUUGCCAUAUUGCAGACAUGCAAGCUCAUGCUGCAAAGGCUAAUGACUACAUCAACCAGCUACGUCGUUAUGCUUCCGAGCACAAGAUCAUUACUGAGCUUACAACCCAAGUUCAUCAAUAUAAGGGUGAACGUCGUUAUUGGAAGCGUAUGGCUUGUCCAGGUCUCAUUGAAGACCCUAGCGAGUGGUCUGAUGGUGAAGGUGGUGCUACCGGCGAUAUUCCUGAGGCCGAAAAGAUCGCAUGCGCCCCGUGGAUUGCUGAACGUGAAGAGAUGGCACGCAUCCUUAACGGUGAUGGUGGAUCAUCUUAAACCUCUUCCUUUACAUACACACUUACGAUGAAAUGGCGUUGGGAAGAUUGUUUUUUAUGGUACAAGACCUUUCUCAUGAAAACUGGCGUAAUGGAAUGGGUAUACCCGAUUUCUUUUACUCGAUAGCAUAUACAUGUGCAUGGAUGGAUGGUCAUGGAUAAAGGAAUUUGUUUGAUGAAAUUCUUGUAUUAUUGUAUUCUGGUUGCACAUUGGGAAUGGGAAUGGGAAUGAGCCAGCGAUUUUGAGCUGUGCAUGAAAUAUGGCGGUUCUGAUUUUCUUCUGCUUGACGGCAAACACUCACGAUAUCACAGCUCGCUCUCUUUUCUGAGAUCAUCUUUCUUUCCUUUCCUUCAUUUUUGAAAUGAGGUAAAGGGAAUGUAAAAGGUGCAGAGAUGUUGAUGGGUUGACUAAGGACUUUCCUCGAGAUUUUAUGGAAAUAAAAUACUUGAAUAGGAUUGUGAUGCGGUCUUUGGGUUGAUUUGUUCGUCGGCAGGUAGUUUGUUAGUUAAUUUCAUAGUAAUUAAGUAAAAAUGAAUGGAUAUGCCUCGCGCAUAAUUCAUAUACUUCA